CGUGCGCGCCUCGGGCCCACUCAGACCUGGCCAUGGCGUCCGCGGAGCACGGCGGGGUGGCGAUCGUUGGCAGUGGACUCAUUGGGCGAAGCUGGGCUAUGCUGUUUGCAAGUGGAGGCUUCAAGGUGAAACUCUAUGAUGUUGAGCAACAGCAGAUAACAGAUGCCCUGGACAACAUCAGAAAGGAAUUGACCUUGCUGGGACAGUCAGGCUCUCUGAAAGGCUCCUUGAGUGCAGAAGAGCAGCUGGCCCUGAUCAGUGGGUGUUCUAAUAUCCAGGAAGCAGUAGAGGGCGCCCUGCACAUUCAGGAAUGUGUUCCAGAAAACCUAGAUCUGAAGAAGAUGAUUUUUGCUCAGUUGGAUGCCAUCCUCGAUGACAGAGUGGUCUUAAGCAGUUCCAGCUCUUGCCUCCUGCCUUCCAAGUUGUUUACUGGCUUGGUGCAUGUGAAACAGUGUAUUGUGGCUCAUCCUGUGAAUCCGCCAUACUACGUCCCUCUGGUUGAGCUGGUCCCACACCCAGAGACCGCCUCUGCCACAGUGGACAAAACCUAUGCUCUGAUGAAGAAGAUCGGACAGUGCCCAGUGCGACUCCUGAGGGAGGUGGACGGCUUUGCCCUGAACCGCCUGCAGUACGCGGUCAUCAGCGAGGCCUGGCGGCUGGUGGAGGAAGGAGUAGUGUCUCCUGUCGACCUUGACCUGGUCAUGUCAGAAGGGCUGGGCAUGCGAUAUGCGUUCAUCGGUCCCCUGGAGACAAUGCAUCUCAACGCAGAAGGUACGUUAAGCUACUGUGACAGAUACAGUGAAGGCAUGAAACGUGUCCUAAAGACUUUUGGACCCAUACCAGAGUUUUCCAGGGCCACGGCUGAGCUGGUUAACCAGGCCCUGUGCAGGAAGGUUCCUGAUGACCCAGAGCACUUAGCUGCCAGAAGGCAGUGGAGGGACGAGUGCCUCAUGCGACUCUCCAAGCUGAAAAGUCAGAUGCAGCCCCAGUGAUUGUCUUGUAAUGUGACUGCCACUCCUCUUGUUGGAAGUCCUAUGUGGGGAAAUUAGGAGCCCUUAAUCAGAUCUUCUGACAGAUUCGGAGCUGCUGGGCUGGGCCAGGUGGUCUCAGUUACUUUGGAUCUUAGCCCGGGGCUUGGAUGUUGCAGCAGCACUUGGGUUCUGAGAGUUGUGGAUUUCCUGCCACCUGGCAAAGUUUGAGGAUUAUCACCUUUUAUGUUCAGCAUGAUUACAUGUGGCUAUAUUUUAUCGCCAGUGAUCGUAGUUUCAUUUGAACCUAUGACAGAAUAUAUCCAUAAUUAUUUUCUGAUCUCUUUCUGAGUACUCUCUGGUCUUGCAUUUAUGAGGCAACUACUUUGAUUUUGUUAAUGAUUAUUCUGAAUAAAGCUUAUA
Otolemur garnettii (small-eared galago) is the source of this 1391-nucleotide messenger RNA. RefSeq names its product crystallin lambda 1 (gene CRYL1). The record is from RefSeq and is a predicted model, not a curated record. Gene Ontology annotation, molecular function: NAD+ binding; L-gulonate 3-dehydrogenase activity. Gene Ontology annotation, biological process: fatty acid metabolic process. Bases 33 to 992 code for a protein of 319 amino acids. NCBI's taxonomy places the organism in Eukaryota, Metazoa, Chordata, Mammalia, Primates, Galagidae. The transcript is spliced from 8 exons.